Messenger RNA from Prunus armeniaca (apricot), 420 nucleotides. NCBI's taxonomy places the organism in Eukaryota, Viridiplantae, Streptophyta, Magnoliopsida, Rosales, Rosaceae. The record is from the annotation of a GenBank genome assembly.
AUGCCUGAAGACUGUGUGCAACGGAUCAUCAAGGUAGGAAAGAAGAGUCUACCAUCUGUUUUGACCAGAGGGAUGGGAAUAGACGUCAAUUCUGCCAUAAUCACUGAAGAUGAUUGGAGAAAUCCUAUCAUAAAUUACUUGCAAUAUCCAACCUUGCCCUCUGAAAAGAGAGUCAGAAUCAUGGGUUUAAACUACCUUAUGUGGAAUGGAGAUUUGGUCCGAAAAAGCAAGGAUGAGGUACUUCUAAGGUGCCUUGGAAAGAAAGAAUACAUGAAGGUCAUGGGAGAAACUCAUGAAGGAAUCUGUGAAGCACAUCAAGGUGGAAGGAAAAUGUGCUGGAAGAUUAGAAGGCAUGGCCUAAUCCAGCGGGCUCCUUCAGUUCCCAUGAAUCCAGUGGUAAAGCCAUGGCCUUUCAGAUGA